CCCGCUAAACUGCUGGCCUAUGCGGAUGAUGUAUUCCUCUUUCUUCACGACAGCAAUGAUUUAAAUUGCUGUAUCCAACAUCUUCAGACCUACGCCGUUGCCUCCAACGCCAAACCCAACUUUUUGAAGUCUCACGCCAUCUCCCCCUCUGGUCGACCAUCUGAUUUUUGGCGCACAACACUACUCGACAACAACAUCCCUUCUUGGCAUGACGCAACGACAAACCAUUCUUUGGUUUAUCUAGCUUAUCCCCUGUACAGCACUCCAUCCCAGCGGGACCAUUUCUCCACUCAACUUCUC
This is a messenger RNA of Radiomyces spectabilis, 300 nucleotides long. RefSeq lists its product as uncharacterized. The transcript has a single exon. Lineage: Eukaryota; Fungi; Mucoromycota; Mucoromycetes; Mucorales; Radiomycetaceae. The annotation marks the transcript as partial. The record is from RefSeq and is a predicted model, not a curated record.